AUGUCCAUGUCGGCCGCAGCUAGGAAGAAGAAGGCAUCCACACCGUCGGCGUUGGAUGCGGCGGCGGCGGCCCCAGCCCGUACCCUCGGUCGCGCAGCAGGGACCCGCCCAACCACCGGUGGUGUCGGCAAGGGCGCGGCGACGGCGCCAUCCUCCAUUGAUGGAUCCAGCGUUGGUGGCUUCCCCAGCAUAGAUGGAUUUCCGUUCCCUCAUUCACCGUCUCAAGCUUGGUUUGAUGCGGCCGGCAGUGAUCCCUCUUCUCCUGUAUCAUGGGACAAAGAUCCACGUCCAUCUGGUGGUUUCAUGAGCUACUUUGGAAAUCAGCCACACAACUUUCAUUUGGUUGGUGCACCUAUUUGCAACAGCCCUUUGAAUAGACCACUGUCCACCAACAAUGAUGCAAGUUCACAGCCUGAAGUAGAAAUAUUACUUGACCAUGACAAUGUUAGGACUGAGAAGAGGAUCCUAUGGACAGAGGAAGAGGAUCUUAGAUUGAUGAGAGCUUGGAUAGAACAUUCAACAGACUCUACCUGUGGAGCCGAUAAGGGUGGUAACCAGUAUUGGGGUGAGGUUAUUGAAUCCUACAACAAGACUACCCCACCACUUCGAAAGAGAAAUCUAAAGCAAUGCAAGGAUAGAUGGCACAAGAUUAAUAGGUGGACGGACCUCUUUGAAUGUGCUUAUGUAAAGGCUCGCAGAGUAUUUACAAGUGGAUAUUCUGAUCAAAUGUGGAUUGAUGCAGCCCACAAGUUCUAUGUGGAGGACAACAAAGAUGCAAAACUAGGACCCUUUGUUGGGAUUGAGGUUUGGAAAAUUUGUCGAGAAGUGUCAAAGUGGAAAACAUACAAUGAAGAGCUGAGGAAUGCACAUAAAAGGAAAUCAUUUCACCUUGAAGAAGAAAGGGAUCAGGAAAAUGAUGAAAGUUUGGAAGAGAUGCCAAAUCGACCAAUGGACAAAUUAGGCAAAUUCCAGGAGGAAACAAAUGCAAACCGUAUGAAGAUAUUGGAACUGCAGCAGAAGCUAUCAUCUGAGAAGCUUGAGACCACAAAACUUGCCCACCUUACUACACAAGAGACCAAAAAGGGAAAGAUGGUUGAGAAAGAAUCAAAGAUGAUGGAGGCUUAUAACAGCCUCAUCUUACAAGAUACAAGUUCAAUGUCCGAUGUGGAAAAGGCGGAGCGAGUUGCUGCCAUGAAGUGUCUUAGGAAGGCCCUUUUCACGAAAGUGUGGUGA
Molecule: messenger RNA, 1233 nt
Organism: Miscanthus lutarioriparius
Lineage: Eukaryota; Viridiplantae; Streptophyta; Magnoliopsida; Poales; Poaceae
Source: the annotation of a GenBank genome assembly